UUUGUUCAUUUGUAGGAUAAGGGUUCAAAUGAAAUUGUCCUUAAAGCCAUGGGGGGAGCUAUCAACAAGACUGUGAUGAUUGCUGAACUAAUCAAGAGAAGAAUUGCUGGUCUCCAUCAGAACACAUUAAUUGGAUCUACAGAUAUAACCGACAUGUGGGAGCCGCUGGAAGAAGGCUUGCUUCCCCUAGAAACAACUCGACAUGUUUCAAUGAUUACAAUCACCUUGUCCAAGAAGGAGUUGGAUACAUCCUCCACUGGUUACCAAUCACCUAUUCCAGCUGAUCAAGUAAAGCCGUGGACUGAAUUUGAGUAUGAGGGAGAUGGUUCUCCUGGCAUACGAGGCAGAGGACGUGGUGGUCGAGGAAGGGGGAGAGGAAGAGGAAAUAACAAUGGGUUUCGUGAAUACAAUGGAGAUGGAGGUUGGGAUGGUGGGCGUGGGUAUGGUGGCAGAGGCAGAGGCCGUGGAAGGGGUCGCGGUUUCCGUGGGCGUGGAAGAGGAGGUUAUGGUGGUGAUAUGCAACAUGAAUCAGGUGGUUACAAUGACUAUAGUGGUGGUGAUGGAGCACCUCCUCAAGGCCGUGGGCGUGGUCGUGGAAGGGGAAGGGGCCGUGGUCGUGGUUAUGAUUAUAGAUCAGCAGAUGGGCCUGUCCAGGCAGCUGCUUAAGCCCUAGAUCAGGUUGAGGUAAGAAAUUUGGUUAGAGUGGAAAAAGAAACUCUGGGUGCCUGCUCUGCUAUUCAUGUUUAUUUUUAGAAGAAUGGAUUUCACUGGAUAUAUUUCUAGGCAAUGUCAAUGGGUUGUUAGUGGUUGAGCCACUGCGAUAUUCGUUUGUGGUAGCUUUUUGUAGGUAGGCUGGUAGGGUUAUUUUCUCAUUUGUUGAUGACAAGAUAUCCUUGUGUUUUAUAUGUACUCGGAAAAAUUGUACAUUUUCUCCGAUGUUUUUUUGUAGGAAUAAUAGAGCAGUACAUUCUUUUA
This is a messenger RNA of Macadamia integrifolia, 975 nucleotides long. RefSeq names its product protein FAM98B-like. Gene Ontology annotation, molecular function: RNA binding. NCBI's taxonomy places the organism in Eukaryota, Viridiplantae, Streptophyta, Magnoliopsida, Proteales, Proteaceae. The coding region runs from base 49 to 666 and encodes 205 amino acids. The record is from RefSeq and is a predicted model, not a curated record. The transcript has 7 exons.